Symbiodinium natans is the source of this 2742-nucleotide messenger RNA. NCBI's taxonomy places the organism in Eukaryota, Dinophyceae, Suessiales, Symbiodiniaceae. The record is from the annotation of a GenBank genome assembly.
AUGCUGCGAGCAUGUGACCCUGGCCGUGGCCCUCACCCACAGCUCUGCGCGCUUAGCACAGCAGACAUCGCCCGAGCCUUCUCUGCCGACCAGGGGGAGCUCUCGGUCCGUGAUUGCCGGGAUCAUUUGUUCUUCUCUGUCGUGGACCCGAGACCAGAGGACAAAUUUCAGAUGCAGGCCUCAGCCGCAGCGAGUCGGCCCAGGACACAGUUGAGCGUUGACAUGCUGCCGUGGACCGAGUGGGCCUCUGACAAUUCCAUGUGUGCUUCCACUCGCACCGCUCGCGCUGAACCGAAGACAUUGGACGCGGCUGCGUUCUGCACUCCCGAUUCCUUCGUGGACGUGGCGAACCAAUGUUUGGUGUGGCAGUGUCUGCCAGUGGGUCUGCAUGUGGAGCUUCCUGCUCUGGAAGCUGCAGUAACAGAUGCCCCGCUUCCACUUCCCUUCUUCGUGGACGACGAGGACAUGUUGCAGGAUCUGCUGAAUGCGGAGCCCUCUUCAUCCUCCAGGCAGAGGAAUACAGACGAGGAUGCCAUUGUGCCUCGGGCUGAGGCGCAGGUGUCGGUGUCCUGCGCAAAGCCAUUGAACAGAGAUGAAAAGGCUCUUCUGGCAGCUUUGCUGGAGCAAGGGGCCGUGGGAGACCACGGCUGUGAUGCAUUGUCGCUGCACACAUACAAUGCCCAGGCUGCAGGGGCCCUGCGUGAAGCCGGUUACGUGAGCACGUGGGAGGGUGAUUUUGGGGAACUGGUGCUUGCGGUGACUGAGACGGGGCGUGUCUCGCCACAAUUGGAUCUGAGUAGCCCCUUGCGUUUGCGAGACAUGCCCAGCGAAGGCCACUCUGGGUUCCGAACAGGCCAGUGCAAGCUGGAAUGGCUGCGACUGCUGCUGCAACACCAGUGGCAGUAUGACGAGCAGUGUCCAGAGUGGCAUGACAAAGACGCAGCUCUGCUGCUGCCCCAGAAUGCCUUGAGCCGGCCAGAGGCAUAUCUAAAAUGCAUGCUGUGCCUCAGUGUGGUCUGGAACAAGCCAGGAGCACCUGCAAGGAUUCUACAUCAGGCCCCCGAGCUUUACUACAAGUACUUGCUGCACGAGCCCGACCUCAGUUUUUUGCAAGAGUGGGGCAAAGCAGACAUCAUGGGCUGUAGCACAAAUCGCCGACAGGGCCGGCAGCCGAAGAAGCGUGCAAAGGCAGGUGUCGGGGCCCUGACAGCUGCGGCUGCCUUGGCAGAUAAGGAAGACUCGGACAGUGAUGAUGCCGGCCCGUUGCGAGGCCGCAGAGGGCUUCGGGAGGAGGCAGCGCUGCCUCUCCCGGACCGGCUGGUGCCCCCGCCGGUGCGUAGCCAGGUGCCUGGCGUGGACGUGACAAUCUACUUUGACAACUAUACGCACUCCAGUGGCAAUCUUCGUGCGUUCGUGGAGUGCAAGCGGCAUAAGAAGUGCCGCUUGUACGUGUUCGUGAAUAAGCACGAAAGUAGAUCGCAUGCUGUCGCGUAUUUGUUGGCGUGGCACCAGCUUGGAAGUCGUUUCGCUUCCGCUGCAACUCACAUCGCUGAGAAGCCAAGCGGUGUUGAGGUCCACGCGCAUCACUGGGCGCAGCUCCGCAACAUUUCGGCCCGUGCUGUGCUUGCCUCCGUGCGUCGCCCGGGACGCGGCUUGCCGCCUUCCCACGACAACCAGCAUAGCGGCCGCGGAACUACCCGCUUGCCCCGGCUGGUCCUCGCCUGCCGCGCUCGCCCUUGUGCAGCGCUUGCCGCGAGAAAUCGCCUUCCGAGAUCCGAGAUGCCCGCGCCCAAGGCCGUGCCAGCACCGGCAACCCCGCCGGGAACCCAGCUGCUGGCCGAGGAUGCGACCGGGGCAGCACCAGCAACCCCGCUGCCAGAGGCGCCGCAGGUGCCAGAGACAGAGCUGCUGGCCGAGCUGCCAAACGCAGCGGCUCCGGCCGAAAAGUGCUUCUUCCCGAGGAAUCAUCCUCCAGUGGAGCUCGUCACAGAAGACGCGGCCCAGGCCAUGGCAGCCGAGGAGAGGGCGCGAAAUCUCAAGAAGACGCUGGCCGAGAAGAAAAAGGAGGCAGAGCACCGGGGCGAAGACGGCCAGGACGAGACCGACACCAAGGACGACCAGGCCCAGGGCUCCGAAGGUCACAAGCAGCGGCCUGCCCACCCUGCGGUUCCACCAAAGGGGCCGCUGCCGAAGCCAAGGGCGCAGAACAACACGAACACGGGGCAGGACCCGAAGGAGCCCCAGGACUUUGUGGAAUGCAAGUUCUGCUGGAAAAAGGUGUCGCGGUGGGGCUUGGAAAACCACCAAGCUUCCAGCAACCAUUGCAAAUGGUACCAGGACCGUGCCGGGGCCAAGCCGGAGCCGCAGCGGCGCAGCCAGUACACGUGCGACGUCUGCGAGAAGGAUUUAGGCGACGAGCGGGCGCUGCAUCAGCACAAGAAGAGCGUGCACGGCAUCGCCUAUGAUCAUCGGAAGCGCAGCAGCCAGCCCAGCAACCUGCGCCUGCAAUCAGUUGCUGGAAGCCGCCGCCGACGCCGCUUGGACUCCCGAAGCUCCUCCAAGCCUCGCUCGAGCAAGUCGGCUCGGGGACACCGGGGAAAGUCCGAGGCCCCAGAGAAGUCGAUGUCUUCCAAGCAGCUGGCGGCAUCUUUCAUGGACAAGGCAUUCACCUUGAUCCAGGAGGCUCGGAAGAAGAGCCGCAGCCACUCGCGAGGGCGCUCCGGAGACCGCCGACGCCGCUGA